Messenger RNA from Misgurnus anguillicaudatus (oriental weatherfish), 1903 nucleotides. RefSeq names its product P2Y purinoceptor 1-like. Gene Ontology annotation, molecular function: G protein-coupled receptor activity. Gene Ontology annotation, cellular component: plasma membrane. The record is from RefSeq and is a predicted model, not a curated record. NCBI's taxonomy places the organism in Eukaryota, Metazoa, Chordata, Actinopteri, Cypriniformes, Cobitidae. Gene Ontology annotation, biological process: phospholipase C-activating G protein-coupled receptor signaling pathway; positive regulation of Rho protein signal transduction.
UCAUUCAUUCACUGCCAGAAUUUAUUUUUUCAUAAUUUUCAUUUAUGCUUUACAUGUUUAUGUGUGCCAUUCUGGCGCAAACCUCUUGUGUGGGCGGGACUUAAUUUAGCAUCUGCUUCAUUUUAGCUUGGCCUUAAUCCUCUUUCUUAUAGGUGUAGUUGUGUUAUUUGCGUUAAUCUGUUUUCCGGCAUUAAGGAUUUUAAAUUUGCAUGCAUUAACACAUUGGCAGUUCAAAUAAAUAAAUAUGUAUUGCUUGAAGUAACAUUUACAAAUGUGGAGACUCAUCACAAAACUAGCUACGUUAAGAAGUUAUUUGCUUCAUUUCCAAGUGGCAGAGAGAGGGAUGUGUGUUUUUGCAAGAUGUUACAGUAGAUUUACUCAUUUUGUCCUUGCAUCACCUGUUUACGUGGAUCUUUGUUCUCAACCGUAUGGAACUGAAUUGAUUGGUUUUGACCAAAAUGUCCCGCCUCUGUCUCCCAUGAGAAAAGCUUUUUCUUAGAGAGCGAGAGAUGGGUGACGGUCAGACACUGGUAGGAACCAACAUCCAUUCGUUCUCCAAACCUCCUCGUCUUCUGCAGGGUUGUGGCAGAGACCGACAGUCGCACAAAUUUAUAGCACAAGACCCCCUUGCUGACUAAGAUCACAGAUAGUUGAACUUUGAUCAUGGAUAACGUCUCUGCUUUGAAUCUGAACACAAGCAUUUCUGGGUGGCAUCCUCCGCUGUGGUACAAGUUUGACGAGUGUGUUGUAGCUCCUUAUGGGUUUAUCUUCUACUUCUCUGUCAAAGUAAUUAACUUCAUUGUUGGAUUCCCGAGCAACGUCCUUGUGAUGUGGCAGAUUUUGACAAAGAAAAGUGAAGGCUCAACGUCCGACAUCUUCUUUUUUAACUUGUCCAUUAUAGAUGCAUAUUUCUGCCUCAUGACGCCUCUAGACAUGAUUAACUAUCUUUACCUGGAUGAUCAAAUCAUCUGGUACUUUCAACGAUUUGCUUACGGCCUGAAAGACAUGGCUCCCUUAUUCCUCACCUGUAUUUGCCUUGACAGGUACAUCGCCGUGGUCCAUCCCAUCGUAUUCACAGGGAUUCGAGACAAUCGUAUCCGGAUGGGCGUGUCUCUGGUGGUGUGGGGACUCAUCCUACCGUACACGUUGAUAAAGUGCAUCCUGAAUGUUCUGAGUGUGUACGAAGUGUUCAGUGGAGUCAUCCUCUUUGCAUUCUUCCUCAUGGUCUUCUGUAACUUGUCCAUCAUCUGGGUUCUCAGGAAGAGUGUAGCCGGGAAAGAAGUCAUGAAUCCGGUCAAAAAGAAGGCCUUCAAAACGGUUAUUACAGUUCUCGCCAUCAUCGUGGUGAGCUAUCUUCCUCCAGUGGCUCUAAUGCCAUUUGCCUCAACCUACUCGUUUGUGGAUUUUCGCUGUAAGAUCACCGUCGCAGUGUUCGGCAUCAUGGACCUGAGCUGUACAGUUGAGCCUCUCCUCUAUGUCUCUAAGAUGAAGCAAUCUAUGCUGUGUUGCUGCCUAGAGAGUCGUUCGAAGAAACCCGUCAACGUUAGCGUCUGAAACCCAGCAAAAAAACGCCUGAAACUUUUCAACUGUCUGCGCAUCUUCUCAUACGGUGUGUCCCCACUCAAUUAUAUUCUACAUUUUUUUGUUUGUCACUUGGUAGAGGCCAAAAAUCAUGCAUUAGUUAUUUUGCAAACUGCUAAAGAUUUAGUUCAUAAAUAUGAUUCACUUAAUGUCUUGUGUACAGUCUGUUUAGUGAUGCAAACCAGCUGAUAAUAGCUGAUGUUAUUUACUGCUUUUGUUAACAAGCUUUUGAACUGUGUUUUCUGAGUGUUGUGUUUCUGUAGACAUCACCUGUUCACUUGAUGUUUAAUUGUCUGAUUGAUAAAUAGACUCUGAGAAUAUA